Cyprinus carpio (common carp) is the source of this 1166-nucleotide messenger RNA. RefSeq names its product TM2 domain containing 2 (gene tm2d2). Bases 270 to 959 code for a protein of 229 amino acids. The record is from RefSeq and is a predicted model, not a curated record. The transcript has 4 exons. Lineage: Eukaryota; Metazoa; Chordata; Actinopteri; Cypriniformes; Cyprinidae.
UAGCGUCAUCACCAUGCGCCGCCUGUGUUGUCUAUGAGCUGUACGCUCGGUUUUAGCUUGUUUACGGGUAACUUAGCAGAAUGAUAUGGUACAUACUCGUCCACAAUACAAUACAUAAGUCGCAUAUUAUGAAAUAAAACCGCUAGUAAUAUGUUGGCUGGCAUUUACAGAUGUAACUAACAAAAUCACCGCUAAAGUACGUUAGCUGUUGUCGCGUUCAUUAGCCGGAAGAUUAUUUAGCCGAUCAGCUUAACUGCUGUUCAGAAAUCAUGCCGCAGAUUUCAGUCAACUAUAUUUUAUUAUUCGGACAGUUCUUGCUGCUCUUCACAGUGCUGCUUUUACAGAGUCUAGAAGGGAUUCACUCGCAAAACUCAACAGAGCCACCCGGAAACAGAGUAACGACCAGCAAAACAGUUCUGAUCAGCGAACAGCCAGAAGAAAAUGUGACGGAGAGUGUUACAACGUUACCUACAGAAACAUCAAAUCACACGGAGCAGUAUGAGUACAGCCCCCCAUCCCCUGUCGUCCUCUGUCGAUACCUACCAGAGGAAUUCAUAUUCUGUCAAGAUCCAGUCGAUCACGGAGGAAAUGUCUCUGCCUUUCAGGAACUGGGCUAUGGAUGUGUAAAGUUUGGCGGUCAAGUGUACAAAGAUGUGAACCAUACCAAGGUGUUAUGCACAGCACUGGAUGGAAUAGAGUGUGCUGGACCACGGGAGUUUUUCAGAGGCAAUGAGCCAUGCAUUAAAUACACAGGGCACUACUUCAUCACCACCCUACUGUACUCAUUUUUCCUGGGGUGUUUUGGUGUCGAUCGGUUCUGUCUCGGGCACACUGGGACUGCGGUGGGAAAGCUGCUUACCCUGGGAGGUCUUGGCAUCUGGUGGUUUGUGGACCUCAUUCUCCUGAUAACAGGAGGCCUGACCCCCAGCGACAGCAGCAACUGGUGCACUUUCUACUGAUUUAAGAGUUGGAUCUGAUUUACCUUUCUCAUGCUCACAAGUUAUAUUUAAUGCACUGUAUGCAUGUGGGCUUGCAUGGGCCUUAUCUGCCGUUUAUUAUUUGUAAAAUACUGUUCUUCUUGUUUCUUUUGUAAAGGGUUUAUGCGAAGCAGUGUUGUAAAUAAAUGUCAUCUUCAAAGAGUAAAACUCUUAAUUGAUACAGCAAUA